UGCACACUUUAGAAUACGCGCGGUAGGUUACAAUAUAUACAGUGCAGAUUAUGAUAGAAUGCAUUGAAAGUUGCAUUCAUGUAAUAGAUAUCACAUGUAUGCUAUUGCAUUAGUCCUUUUGUAACUAUGCCAGUGCCAUUGACGAUCAGCUGUCCAAGUUCUGGAAUUUAAACAUAUUGCGUUUGCAAAGCGGAAACUCGUUCGGAAAUCAAAUGUAGUUAUAUAAGAUUACAGUUGAGAGAAAUGAAUCAGUCUUCUUGCAGUGCGUUUACGAAGAUCAAUUAUAUAUUUCGAUAAUAUACGCGUUUAUUAUUUUCGUAUAUUCUAAAGGGGGGAGCAUUUAAAGUGUCACGAUAAUAUUUCCAACGUCGCUGCCUGUCACCGUCUGUCUCUUUAGGGUUUUGAAAGGCUUACAACAGCGUUAAUAAAGAAUGUCCAGUAAUCCUAUUGCAGUAGAUCCAUUCAGUGAAGUUGCUUUGGAACUAGAUAUUUGUGAAGGGAAUGGAGAUGUGGAUAACGAGCAAAGUACACAAAGUACGCAAAGUGCACAAAGUACAAAAGAAGAUACUAAAAGUACAAUUAAUGAACCAACUUAUGCCGAACCGCUUACACCUGAAGAAAUACGUUGGUUUUACAAAGGCGGAGUCGAUAAGAGAUGGGUCGAGUUUUGUGGAUAUGAUAGUUUGAGAAUAGAAAUGGCUUGGCAAGAGAGACAAAGUCUUCUUAGUAAAAAUGAUGGUAAAAGUCAUGAAUUGCCACCUGCUGAGAAAGUCGUCGUUAGAGGAGGAAUGUACGAUACGGAAAUAGAUAAUAUGAAAUGUGUCUCUAUAUAUUGGCCAGGCGAAGAAUGGGAAAUAAUGAGAGGUACGUGGUAUUACGAUGGUAGUUGGAUACCAUUGGAAAUAGAACAUUCUAAAGUAAUAGAAGAAGUUCAUUUAAAAUUGUUUCCAAAACCAUCUUCGGAACCGAAUAAAUCAACACCUGAAACAAAUGCCUCUUCUUAUUCAUAUAAAGUAUUGCAUACGGAAUGUUUUCCAGAAUUUCACGUCGACUGGCAUUCAAUAGAUUAUGUCGCAUUAUACAGUGAAUAUACAACAAGUAAAUUAAUGCGUAGCGUUACGUCGAAAUUGGGCUUGCCUAAAACCACAGGAUAUCGAAUAAAAAGAGGAUAUAAAGUUCCUGCCAUAAUGGAAGAUAAACCACAAGAUAUUGAUCACUUAGUAUUUGUUGUUCAUGGAAUUGGUCAAAAGAGAGAUACUGGAAAAAUAAUACGCAAUACAACAUCAUUCAGAGAAUGCAUAGAACGAUUGAAACAACGUUUCUUUCCACACUCAAAUUACAGGGUUGAAUUUUUCCCCGUUGAAUGGAGAUCAUCUUUGAAACUCGACGGAGAUAUAGUUGAAGCUAUCACACCAUACAGCGUUUUAAGUAUUCGUCAUCUAUUAAAUACGUCAGCAAUGGAUAUACUUUAUUAUACAAGUCCUCUUUAUGGUGGAGAAGUAAGAGCUGGAUUACAAAAAGAAUUGAAUAGAUUAUAUUUCAUGUUUACUAGCAGACAUCCUGACUGGAAAGGCAAAGUUUCAAUUUUGGCACAUUCGUUAGGCUGCGUCAUCGUAUAUGAUAUAGUUACAGGGUGGAUGAGUCCAGACACAAGACCUCCGUCUCCCGAUCAAGAAGUAUUACUGCAAGGUUUACAAUUUCCUAUUGAGAACUUAUUUUGUCUGGGUUCUCCUUUAUCAGUGUUUUUAGCAUUACGUACACGUACACCGUCCAAUAGAUUAGAUGUAAUGCCUCAAGGUCUCUGUAAAAGGUUUUAUAAUAUAUUUCACUGGUCUGAUCCUGUAGCAUAUCGUAUGGAACCGCUUUUGGAAAGAGGAUAUAGUAAAAUUGAGCCAGUUGUUAUACCACCGUAUGGAGGAGGAGUUGAUGAAUUACAAAUAGAACCCUCGUCAAUAUUUAACGCAGAUCAAAAUCUAUCUCCAACUGAGACUGAGGAAAGAGAAGAUAGUCCAGUGGACGUGUCCAAUCGUAAUACAGAAAAAGGAUGGAGUCUUUGGGGUUUAGUUAGAGCAGGUUGGAAUGUUAAAGAAGGAUCAUCUUCACCAACACCUGACUCAAAUCCACCAAUCCGUCCAGGACAAGAGCUAACGCAACGUUUGGAUUACGUUUUACGAGCAGUUGGAUUAGGUAGAAAUUAUUUAUAUGCAGUAGUAGCUCAUACUAGAUAUUGGAGUAACGAUGAUGUGGCUUAUUUUGUUCUAACAAGACUAUUUCCAACAUUAGAAGCAUGAUGGCAAUAUCAUUGCUUGAAGCUGAAUUUAAACAGAUUUUAUUCAAUUUACUAGUCGAUUUUGCUGGCCUUUUAUACCUGAUAUAAAAACUAGGCCUACCACUAAAAAACAAUCUGUGAUAAUGGAAAAAAAACGAUACAAUAACAAUAUAAAAUCUAUCAAUAUAAAAUUCAUGAGAGAGAUUUUAUAUAAUAAUUCAUGCAGUUCAAUAUUAAUACGGUCAAGGUUUUGCAGAUCAAAUCAAUUAUAUAGUUGUGUGUAUGUAUGUAUGUAUGUAUGUAUGUUGUAUGUAUGUAUGCGCGCGCGUAUGUAAAGAAAGAGGCGCACGUGUGCGCGCGUGCAUCAUACAAAUGUUAAAUUUGUAUAUUACUUCAUACUGUAAGAAGUAAGUAAGAUAUGUAAUAUAUGUGUAUUAUAAUAAUAUAAUGAAUAAUACACGAUAAUACACGUAUAUUACUUUUAUCUUGAAAAAUGCCUCUUUUUAUAACUUAUCGUAAAUAAGUUUUAUUUGUUGUGUUUAAUAAGCAUAUAGUUUAUAAUAGAUAUUUAUUUAAGUAUUUAAUCAUAUAAAAAUUGUUAAGACCAAAAAAACACACACGUACAUUAAUUGAUGAUAAAAAUAAUGGUAGUAAUCUUCCUUUAAAGUAAGCCAUUAAAAGUUAAGUUUUUAUUUGAUGUCAGUACAAUCUCCCACUUUAAGGACAAUGAUUAUCACUCUCCUCCGUUCAUAAAUUGUUUUAUUUUUUUGUUCAAAUUCUUACUCACACACUGAUCAUGCUUCUUUUAGUUAUUUACAAUUGGAAUUGUAUUAAUCUACGAUGAUUAUAAGCUAAGAAGCAUGAUGAGACGCAGUGGGAUUUAAAGGAAAUCAUAUCACAAUAAAAUUUGAGAAAAGCUAUAAUAUAUUCAAUUGAAAUGUAAUAUUUCCUGUGAUGGUAUGCGUUGUGCGUAUGUGUGUUGUAUAUACACAGUGGCCCAGUAAUCAUGGUACAACCAGGAAAGAACUGACUCUUCUUUAAAUAAUAAAUUGAAAUUGUGAAAUAACAUCUUUUUAUAUACAUUUUCACAUUUUCUUUUCAAGAUAAUCAAUCAAUAUGGAAUCCUUUGUUCUUAUAUCAAUCUCGUAUGAGAUUAUUGUAAUUACAGUGUGAGAGACAACAACAACAACAACAACAACAACAACAUAAUAGUGCAUAAUAAUAGUAUUAUUAAAAUAUAACAAAGAAAAACCAAAAAUUUGAAAUUGUCCUUGUAUUCCAAAUGAAGUUCAUUCGUUGUAUAGACAAUUUGGUGGUUUGGACGAUUAAAAGGAAACGGCUGAUGAGUAUAAUUAGCCAAUUAAACAAAAUGACCAACUUAAAGAAAAACAUGCAAUUAAUUAUUCAUUAUUUGCAUGUGCGCGCGCGUAUAUCAUUGAUUUUUUGAUCACAGCUUUUUUAAUAUAAUCUUAUUGAAAAUUAUAAUAAGUAAAUAGAUGAUAAAGUUAAUCGCGAUUCUAUGAAAUAAUAAUAUAUAAGAUAAAUUUAAUGUAUUGACUGCAAGGGAACAGAGUAUUCUUUUAUAGAAAGAAAAAUUCAAACAGUAAAAUGUAAUCGGUUGAUGAAAUCAAAAAA
Molecule: messenger RNA, 3904 nt
Organism: Polistes dominula (European paper wasp)
Lineage: Eukaryota; Metazoa; Arthropoda; Insecta; Hymenoptera; Vespidae
Product: phospholipase DDHD1
Cellular component (GO): cytoplasm
Molecular function (GO): glycerophospholipase activity; metal ion binding
Source: RefSeq, a predicted model, not a curated record